Molecule: messenger RNA, 603 nt
Organism: Rhipicephalus sanguineus (brown dog tick)
Lineage: Eukaryota; Metazoa; Arthropoda; Arachnida; Ixodida; Ixodidae
Gene: ATPsynCF6
Product: ATP synthase-coupling factor 6, mitochondrial
Exons: 4
Coding region: 212-544 (110 amino acids)
Biological process (GO): proton motive force-driven ATP synthesis
Molecular function (GO): proton transmembrane transporter activity
Source: RefSeq, a predicted model, not a curated record
CAGGCAAACCAACUUUUUUCACGCCGCGCGGUUUAAACAGGAAAUUGCAGACCAAAGGAAAUACUGCCCAUAUCAUGUGACCGGAUCUGGAUUUCUCGAGACAUCUCGUACCUCUACAUCGGUUUCGGUAUUUUGCGAGAUUUGAGGGCAAGGGGCGUUUGGGAGAGUGCUUUUAGUGCUUUCCUCUGAGGACGACCGGCGGCGAGGAAACAUGGCGCUGAACGCGAGAGUCACCAACUUGGCCAAGCAGUGCAUGGCACAGUGCAAGAGAAACUACGGUGUCAGCGCCGUCCUAAUGCAGAAGUCGCUGGACCCCAUUCAGCAGCUGUUCGUCGACAAGAUCCGAGAGUAUGCGCAAAAGAGCAAAUCCAAGAGCGAGAUGUUUGUCGAUGCUGACCCCUCCAUCAACAAGGAGUACGAUGAUGAAUUGAAGAAAGUAGCACACCAGUAUGGUGGCACAUCAGCUGCCGAUAUGACAGAGUUUCCAAAGUUCGAGUUUCAAGAUCCAACAUUGGACCCCAUCAACUUGGAACAAAAGAAGUGAUGUACAGACAGCAAUACCUUGUUAGAAUAAAGUAAUUAAAAUGGGUGCAUUUAUUUGUA